Molecule: messenger RNA, 1636 nt
Organism: Eutrema salsugineum
Lineage: Eukaryota; Viridiplantae; Streptophyta; Magnoliopsida; Brassicales; Brassicaceae
Product: probable ADP-ribosylation factor GTPase-activating protein AGD11
Exons: 10
Coding region: 323-1537 (404 amino acids)
Molecular function (GO): GTPase activator activity; phospholipid binding
Source: RefSeq, a predicted model, not a curated record
ACAAAAACACACCUAAUCAUAGCUUCUCCAUCUCCUUUGUCUGCAGGAUGAUGCAUUUUCUCAGACAAUUUUCCUCCAAAAUCCUUUCGUAAUUUUCUUCGUUUAGGUUUUACCCUCCUCGGUUGGUUAUACCAAAAAUAAAAAAAUUCAACUGAUCUCUAGAGUUUUUAGGUUCUUGCAAGAAAUUGAAUUUUGAAGAGGCUUUGUUGGGUUUGGAUUUCCAUAUCCGCUCCUUGUUUACGAUUCUCGUUGUUUAAAAAUGCAAUGGCUCUUCAGGAGAUGUCGUGAUUUUGGGAAAAAACUUUCGGACAAUCCUGUUUGAAUGUCCCAUCUUUUUUCUCAACAUUCGCGUCUUCUCAUUGCCUCGGCUCUAGUUUUCGAAAUGUCUCUUGGCCAAGAAAAUGUCGAUCCUGUCGAAGUUUCUGGGUCGCAUGCUUGCUUAUAUGACCUUUUACGUUCAGAGACACCAAAAGGGACUCCUCAAAAAGAUUUGCAGACAUCUUCUUCUGAUCCCCGAGAUCGGUUGGAGAAGCUGCUGAAGCAACCUGGUAAUAAGUAUUGUGCUGACUGUGGAUCUCCCGAACCGAAAUGGGUAUCCUUAAGUCUCGGUGUAUUUAUCUGCAUAAAGUGUUCUGGUGUACACAGAAGUCUUGGAGUCCAUAUAUCAAAGGUUCUAUCAGUAAAGCUAGACGAAUGGACAGAUGAUCAAGUUGACACGCUCGUAGGGUACGGUGGAAAUACUGCAGUAAACCAGAGAUUUGAAGCCUGCAACAUCGACCAGUCAAAGAAACCCAAACCAGAUUCCACUAAUGAGGAACGCAAUGAUUUCAUCAGGAAAAAAUAUGAGCAGCACCAGUUUAUGGAUCCAAAAGAUGGUGCUUUGUGCCCUUAUCAGCAGCAGGCUAGCAGAGUAAAUAAUUCACCACCGUCUUUAUGUUCUGCUAGCCACCGUUCUACAAAAAACCGUAUUGGUCAUGCAUUUAGGAAUAGCUGGGGAAGAAGAGAAUCUGAUCACAAAGGACCAAAGAAGAGCAACUCCCUGGCAGGUAUGGUUGAGUUUGUGGGAUUAAUUAAGGUUAAUGUGGUUAAAGGAACCAAUCUUGCGGUUCGAGACGUGAUGACCAGCGAUCCUUAUGUUAUCCUUUCUCUUGGCCAACAAUCGGUAAAAACACGGGUAAUAAAGAACAACUUGAAUCCAGUUUGGAACGAGACGCUGAUGCUUUCAAUACCUGAGCAGAUGCCUCCUCUCAAAGUGCUAGUGUACGACAAGGAUACAUUCUCGACAGAUGAUUUCAUGGGAGAGGCAGAGAUAGACAUACAACCGUUGGUGGGGGCAGCAAAAGCUUACGAGACAUCGAGCAUACAAGAACCGAUGCAGCUGGGGAGUUGGGUCGCGAGCAAAGAGAACACAUUGGUGAGUGAUGGCAUAAUCUCACUUGAAGAAGGGAAAGUGAAACAAGACAUUUCACUUAGGCUUCAAAAAGUCGAGAGAGGUGUUCUUGAGAUCCAGCUUGAAUGUCUUCCUCUCACUCAAUGAUAAAUACUUUCCUUUCUCCCCUUCUUUUCUUUUCUUUAUGUUGUUUUUUAUUAAUAGUGAAGAGAUGCUACUUUCUUCUUGAUCCACCUCAUAACCUAU